GACACCCAACUGUGGGAGGUAUAAUAUAUACCUAUCACCAACACAUUCUGACCUCAGAGCAAUGACGAUGCCGUUCAAUGGAAAUGGAGCAGGAAAUAGACAAGCUUACUCAUGGCAUCAGCCACCUCAGUAGUUGGCACAGUAGAUGGCAAUGACUCAACUACUGAGUGUGUGAGUCAGGAGGAGCUGGCUAGUGUGAAGGCAGAGAUGGAGAGGAGAGUGGACCAGCUACACUCACAGCUACACUACCGGCAGAAUGUCACUGUUGGCAUUCUCAAGGACCACUGCUCUUCCACCAAUACUGGUGGUGCUGUUGAGACGGGGGAUACUGUCUUCAUGUCUACUGUGUUCAACAUUACCCAAAAUGAUGCUGAUAUAAUAGCAUACCUUGAAAAAGUCAACCAAACCAUCAAUGAGCGAUUGGACUCCCUGGAGGACUCCAUAAACUCGAAUGAUAACAAAGCUGGGAGCUUCCUUAACCCAGCACACAACUGCAGCCAUAUUCUACAUCAACACCCCCAGGCUACUUCAGGUCAUUACUGGGUCCAGAGCUCCCCUGGCUAUGUAGUGAAGAUGUUCUGUGACAUGGAGAGGGUGUGUGGAUGUGACGAGGGGAGGGGGGAGGGAGGAGGGUGGGUGAGAGUGGCCAACAUCAACAUGACUAGACCCAAUGAGAACUGUCCUGCAGGGUUCAGAAAAGUCACUGACUCUGGCAAGACAAUGUGUGGAGGUCAGAGUUCACGCUGCAUCAGUACCACUUUCAGCUCACAAGGACUCCUGUACAGUCGAGUGUGUGGUAAAAUCAUUGGCUACCAGUUUGGGAGGACGAAUGGGUUGUUACAGUACAUUUCAGAUAAUACGGUGUCUAUUGAUACCUCAUUUGUUGAUGGCAUAGUCCUGACCCAUGGUUCCCCACGUGCGCAUAUCUGGACUUUUGUAGCUGGACAUGAUCAGAUCUCGACAAUAAACGAAGACUGUCCCUGCAAUAGUAAUUCCUUCAGUGGAACUUUACCACCAUAUAUUGGAAAUGACUAUUUCUGUGACAGUGCACAUACAGUCAAUAAUCAACCUCCGUUGUCCUAUCUAACCAAUGAUCCACUAUGGGAUGGUGCUGGCUGUGUUAGUGGGUCCUGCUGUACCUUCAACUCUCCUCCGUGGUUCUGUAAGAACCUCUCUGCACCAACUACGGAUGCUAUUGAGCUACGCAUUUGUCUGAAUGAUGGGAUUGAUGACGAAGAUGUGCUUUUUGAAAUAGUAGAACUCUAUGUUCAAUGAGCAGGCGAGGUAUAAUGUGUACAAUAGUUGUAGCAAACAUUAAUCAUGAUGUAGCUAGUUAGCUUAGAAGAAUGUUGUUUUUAAAGAAAAUGUUUUGACAUAAUA
Molecule: messenger RNA, 1380 nt
Organism: Geodia barretti
Lineage: Eukaryota; Metazoa; Porifera; Demospongiae; Tetractinellida; Geodiidae
Source: the annotation of a GenBank genome assembly